Molecule: messenger RNA, 1943 nt
Organism: Pristis pectinata (smalltooth sawfish)
Lineage: Eukaryota; Metazoa; Chordata; Chondrichthyes; Rhinopristiformes; Pristidae
Product: macoilin-like
Exons: 11
Coding region: 48-1943 (631 amino acids)
Biological process (GO): neuronal signal transduction
Cellular component (GO): rough endoplasmic reticulum membrane
Source: RefSeq, a predicted model, not a curated record
CUGUCCAUUGACUAUGAGCGGUCGACUAACCUACUGCGUGACGGAGAAUGAGUUGGUACACAGAAAAGAUGGGAAGUGUAUUCACCUCUCUGAAGUUCCUUGUGGUCUGGACACUGAUACUUUUGGCAGAUUUCAUCCUUGAACUUCGAUUUGAAUAUUUAUGGCCAGGUUGGCUAUUUGUCAAAGGGGUGUACGAUUCCUCUCGAUGUCAGGGCCUUGCUAUUUCCUUACUCUUUGUAUGUGCAGCAUUUACCUCAGACGUGUUCUGUUUUAUCUUCAUACCACUGCACUGGCUUUUCUUCGUUGCUAGUACAUAUGUAUGGAUUCAGUACCUCUGGAACUCAGAAAGGGGUGUUUGCUUGUCUACUUUGUCACUUUGGAUACUUUUUAUUUACAUAGAAGCAACAUUCAGAUUUAAGGACUUAAGAAAUUUCAAUGCUGAUCUUUGCCGGCCAUUUGCAGCCCAUUGCAUAGGAUAUCCAAUGGUGUCUUUAGGUUUUGAAUUUAAAAGUUACAUUUACUACAAAAUUAAAUUAAGGAAACAAAAAGAAGUUCAAAAACAGAACGAGUUUUUCAUACAACUUCUUCAGCAGGCCUUACCCUCAACAGAACAGCUGCAGCCAGGACAGGACGGGACACCGGACAAAGCAUUUAAAGGGCUUUCGCUGUGGUCUCAGUACCAGCAAGAAAAUAGAGCCAUUGUAAUCGGGAAGAAGUACAGUUUAGUCUUACCGGAACUGGAGUUUAAAGAAAGAGGGAAAGAGAAGGAGGUCAUAAAGCAUACUCUUGGAGCUAGUAAUUGUUUACAAGCACCUGACUCUAGGAUGAGUGAAACAGAAUGUGUGGAAAAUCACUUUAUCAAAACAAUGGAGUAUGAGCCAUUUGGAAGUACUGAAAACCUAUCCCAUGAUGACCUGUGUGCCGAAACCUCAAAAGUCUGCAAGCACAAAUCACCAAAGCAGCAUUGUGCAUCGAAUGGCAAUGUGAUUUUUCCCAAAGUGGAGAAGAAGCAAAAGUGUUCAAGCAAAAGCACCAGUGCACGCAAAGGGAUCUUCGAAAAUGGCUCUUUGAAUCAUCAGAACAGCAAACCAGAGGCUGUGCUGCGAUUGGAAAGUGAUAUAAAGAAACUGAAGGCAGACCUACAAGCCUCUAGGCAAUAUGAGCAGGGACUCCGUAAUCAGGUUAAUGUAUUGACCAACAGCAAACAAAAAGUACGGUCUGAGCUUGUUCAGCUUCGACAAGAAAAUGAGCUUCUACAGACCAGAAUGCACUGCGCUUUGCAAGCCAAACAGAAGGACAAGCAGAACAUUGCCUAUCUAGAGAAAAAGCUUAGAGCAGAGCUGGAGGGUCGAGCUCUGCUGGAGAAACAGCUGAUGGAUGCAAAAAGGAGAAAAACAGAUGAAGCUUCAGUUCUUACUCGGGCCGUUUCACUCACUGCAUCCAUCAGGGGAGACUGUACAGACACCUUGAAGAACAGAAUGAAAGAAAUGGAUGCAGAAUAUAAACAGCUGCAAACAGAACUCAAAGUGAAAGAUGAACACUUAAGGAAAGUAGAGCAGGAAGUGCAGGAACUUUGUAAAUAUAAAGAAAAUGAACAGGACACUGAAAUGUUGAUGGCAGCACUUUCAGCCAUGCAGGAUAAAACUCAGCACUUAGAGACCAAUCUCAGUGCAGAGACCAGGAUCAAACUGGACCUCUUCUCUGCUCUUGGGGAUGCCAGGAGACAACUAGAGAUUGCACAAGGACAUAUAAUCCAACAAGAUCAGGAAAUUGAAGAGCUCAAACAGAAGGUUGCUGAAGUUAUGGCAGUUAUGCCGGGGAUCACUUACAGUGUUGCAAACACACUCAGUCCCGCAACUUCACAUUAUUCCUCUAAAUUUGUGGAGACUGGGAAUUCUGUACUUGAUCCUAACACUUUAAUGUACCAGCCUCUGAAGAAAUAA